Messenger RNA from Malassezia restricta, 2142 nucleotides. Its product is annotated as NADPH-ferrihemoprotein reductase. NCBI's taxonomy places the organism in Eukaryota, Fungi, Basidiomycota, Malasseziomycetes, Malasseziales, Malasseziaceae. The coding region runs from base 1 to 2142 and encodes 713 amino acids. Gene Ontology annotation, cellular component: cytosol. Gene Ontology annotation, molecular function: NADPH-hemoprotein reductase activity; flavin adenine dinucleotide binding; FMN binding. The record is from RefSeq and is a predicted model, not a curated record. The transcript has a single exon.
AUGGGUGGCUAUGCACUCUGGCUCGUGUCUGCGGUAGUUGGUGUGCUCACGCUCUACUUUCUACGCGGAAUAUUUGCUAGCAAGGAGCCAGACGUCCCCACUAUCGAAGAUGACGGCGAUGGUGCUCACUUUGUCGAACGACUGCAACAGCAAAAAAAGCGCAUUAUCAUUUUCUUCGGCUCACAAACGGGUACAGCUGAGGAGUAUGCUGUGCGCAUUGCACGCGAAAUCAAGUCUCGUUACGGCACGUCGCCGAUGGUGGUCGAUCCCGAGUCGGAAGAGAUGGAUAAGCUGGACUUGUUACCCGAAGACUGUGUGGCCGUGUUUGUGAUGGCCACAUACGGCGAGGGUGAUCCUACAGAUAAUGCUGUCGGCAUGACAGAGUUUCUCAUGUCGGAUGACGUCGCAUUCCAGAAUGGAUCGACUCUCGAGAACCUGCACUACGUCGCCUUCGGGUUGGGUAACAGCACGUACGAGUACUUCAACGAGGCAAUUCGUCGUCUAGACAAGCGCCUGCAGGAGCUGGGUGCUCACCGCAUCGGUGAGCGUGGUGAGGGAGAUGAUGAAAAAGGGCUCGAGGACGAUUACAUGCUCUGGAAAGACCCCAUGUUUGAGGAGCUCGCUGCUUACUUGGGCCUUGAGGAGGGCGCGACCGGUGACUUGUCUGACUUUGCGGUGACAGAAUUAGACGAAGCACCGUCUAAGCUGUACGAAGGAGAAUACCACCCACGCGGCCUCAAUGGCAUGCUCGGCAACCACGAUGCUCGGAACCCUUACCCUGCGCCCGUGGUGCACUCACGUGAGCUGUUCCACGAGGGGACGGCAUCGCGGUCGUGUGUGCAUAUGGAAUUCGAUAUCAAGGGCACGGGUAUUACAUACCAGCACGGCGAUCACCUGGGCGUAUGGCCUAGCAACCCUGAGGUACAAGUGGAGCGCUUCUUGUCGGUGCUGGGUCUCUGGGAGAAGCGAGGCACGCCGAUCUCCGUCAAGUCGCUUGACCCACAGCUGGCCAAGGUGCCCUUCCCGGUGCCGACGACCUAUGAAGCCAUUGCGCGCUACUACCUAGACAUUAAUGCCCUGGCCAGUCGUCAGGCUCUGUCAUCGUUUGCGCCAUUUGCACCGCAUGAGGCAGCUCGCGCAGAGCUGCUCCGGCUGGGCAAGGACCGCGACUACUUCCGCGAACGUGUGUCGGACCACUCGUUCAAAAUCGCACAGGUGCUGCAGCUUGUGGCAGGCGACUCGUUGGCCGACGAAGAUAUCCCCAAAUCGACGCACUGGUCGUUGCCGUUUGACCGCAUUAUUUCGUGCAUCCCGCGCCUAUCGCCUCGCUACUACUCCAUCUCGAGUAGUCCGAAACUCUCGCCGGACCACAUUCACAUCACCGUCGUGGGCCUGCGAUACACGCCUCCACUCGCAGUCGUGGACACCUUUGGUCUGGCGUCCAACUUUGUGAGUGCUGUCAAGAUGGCCAUGCAUAAUGAAACACCGGCCCUGGGUGACCCCCGCUAUGGAGCCCCUGUAUACCAACUGGACGGGCCCAAGGGCAAGUACCUGUCGACGAGCGACGAGGGCCACAAGGCCGUCAAAGUGCCCAUUCACGUGCGUCGCUCCACGUUCCGUCUGCCGACGUCUACGAAGGUGCCGAUCAUCAUGGUCGGCCCGGGCACGGGUGUGGCGCCUUUCCGCUCUUUUGUGCAGGAACGUGUGUCGACGGCGCGCCGCGCGCGCGACAAGCUGGGCCCCGAUGCACUGAGCGACUGGGCCCACCUGCACCUGUACUACGGCUGUCGUCGUCGCGAUGAAGACUUUUUGUAUCGCGACGAAUGGGAUGAGUAUGCGAAGGAGCUCGACAACAAGCUCAAGCUUCGUCUUUCGCUCUCGCGCGAGGUGUUCAAGCCCGACGGCUCGAAGCUGUAUGUCCAGGACCUCAUUUGGGAAGACCGCGAGUACAUUGCCGACGCGAUCCUCAACAAGCGGGGCUAUGUGUACAUUUGUGGCGAGGGCAAGGGCAUGUGCCAUGAUGUCGAGCACACCCUCGCGCGCAUCUUGGGUGAGGCCAAGGGCGCUGACGAAGAGGUGGGCCGACAGGAGCUCAAGCUGCUGCACGAUAAGAACCGCAUGAUGCUGGAUGUGUGGUCGUAG